Entelurus aequoreus (snake pipefish) is the source of this 2012-nucleotide messenger RNA. It is a transcript of the gene fam163ba, whose product is annotated as family with sequence similarity 163 member B, genome duplicate a. The record is from RefSeq and is a predicted model, not a curated record. The coding region runs from base 415 to 969 and encodes 184 amino acids. The transcript has 3 exons. NCBI's taxonomy places the organism in Eukaryota, Metazoa, Chordata, Actinopteri, Syngnathiformes, Syngnathidae.
GCAGGAGGACGCAGGAGGACGCGUGACGUGACGUGACGUGACGUGACGUGACGUGACGAUACAAACCAUCCUUGUCGGACAUUCUUUGUCAUUUGGCAUCUUUUCCGGGGGGGAGGAUGGAGGUGUGGAGGUUUUCUGUCACGCUGUCUCCUCUUCCUCUUCCUCCUCCUCCUCCUCCUCCAUCACAUAUGCUGCUGAUGCUGAUGCUGAGCUCGCCGUUUGCAUAGGAGCUCUUUUGCUUGUCGUCCUCCUCCUCCUCCAACAACAACAACAACUGGACGUCUCCUCCACCUUCCUUCACGUCCACCUGCCACAUUGUCCCAGACUUUGCAGCCAGCCAGCUGGCAGCCAAUCAGGAGCCUCCAUGUGACAAUUCCUCUUAUCUCGGAAGGAAGUUGAUGGAGAGCCUUUCGAAUGACAGCCGGCACCGUGGUCAUCACUGGUGGAAUCCUCGCUACUGUCAUAUUGCUGCUGAUCAUCGCAGUACUUUGUUACUGCAGGCUGCAGUAUUACUGCUGUAAGAAGGAAGAGUCCGAGUCGGAGGAGGAGGAGCCGGACUUCGCCGUCACGUCCCGCCUGCCGCCGGUCCACUCCAACCACAACAUUGUGGCGGCCACGGCCGCCGCCUCCUCCAUCCCCAAUGGCCCCGCCCUCUUCCCCACCCCGCCGCUGGCCAGGAAGCUGACGCGCUCGCAGACCUUCUGCCCGUCGUGCACUCACUACGAGCUGCCGUUCUACCUGCAGCCCCCGCCGGCACCGCAGCUCCACCAGGCCGAGUCGGGCUUGAGGAACGGCGGCGAGCGGCUGAGCUACCGCGGCGCGCAGCAACCCCCCGCGCCACUCCGGCAGCCGGACAUGGCGCUGCCCGUGCCCGUCAACGUCUCCGACUACCGCAAGCCCCACCUGGCGCGCUCCGUCACCAUGAGGGACAUGUUCGUCCGCAGCUGCAGCAUCAGCACCGACGUGUGAUGUCCUCUCUUCUCCUGGACCAGGUGGCGGUCACGUGGGAUGUCCUCUCUUCUCCUGGACCAGGUGGCCGGUCACGUGGGAUGUCCUCUCUUCUCCUGGACCAGGCGGCGGUCACGUGGGAUGUCCUCUCUUCUCCUGGACCAGGUGCCGGUCACGUGGGAUGUCCUCUCUUCUCCUGGACCAGGUGGCCGGUCACGUGGGAUGUCCUCUCUUCUCCUGGACCAGGUGGCGGUCACGUGGGAUGUCCUCUCUUCUCCUGGACCAGGUGGCCGGUCACGUGGGAUGUCCUCUCUUCUCCUGGACCAGGUGGCGGUCACGUGGGGGUACGGAGGACAAGAGCGUGGCGCGGGAGCUGUGUCCGACUAGAUGGAAGAUAUUUCACUUUGGCUCCCACGUCAAAAUCACACCAAGGGCUCACAGAAGAUUCUGAUUUCUUUCACCAAAAACAUUUCCCGAUGGACGUCCUCCAGACAAAGUCCCAGAAUUGAUCCGUCAAAAAGUUGCCAGAAAAUGCUGCAUACUUUUUUCCAACAUACAGUAAAUGGCGGGGCCACGCCCCCUCAAUACCAGAGGAAGGGUUCUUUUCGCUACUCUCCACCCCAAAAAUAAACAUCAGUUAGUCAACAUUUUCAAUUCAGGUUUUCCGCCAUUGACUUGUGAAAGUGUCUUCUUGCUGCAAAAUGUUGAGUAAGUUGACACCCCCCCUUGCACUCCGUCCCUGCAGAUAGCGCCAUCAAACCACUUUAUUUUUAAGAUGCCAUGAAGAAAAGAGAAACAAAUCUGUGAAUAUGGGGGCCAUUUUGAUAGUUUUCAUUUUCAUAACCAAUACAAUAUAACAAUGUUUUUAACCUCAAGGUCAGGUUUGGUCCCAGGGGCCUGGAAGGGUCUCAGUCAUGAAAAUGCCAUAUAUAUAUAUUGUUUCUAUUUUUUUCAUUCAACAAGGUUUUUAUCUUUUAAGUUUUUUUGCCCUUUUUUGUCAAAACUGUGGUUUUAUGGCAAAAACAUCAAUAUGCAAGUGGAAUAUUUGAUGUGAAGUCAUUAAA